Molecule: messenger RNA, 3734 nt
Organism: Cydia amplana
Lineage: Eukaryota; Metazoa; Arthropoda; Insecta; Lepidoptera; Tortricidae
Product: atrial natriuretic peptide receptor 1
Exons: 25
Coding region: 1-3705 (1234 amino acids)
Biological process (GO): protein phosphorylation; cGMP biosynthetic process; receptor guanylyl cyclase signaling pathway
Cellular component (GO): plasma membrane
Molecular function (GO): ATP binding; adenylate cyclase activity; peptide receptor activity
Source: RefSeq, a predicted model, not a curated record
AUGUUGUUAUUUGUGUUGCUAUUGUUCCCUGGCUCGUCCGCCACGACAAAGACAGUUUAUAAAGUGGGGGUGCUGAUGGCGUCUCGCCUGGAUUCUCCUUUUGAUCUGGAGCGCUGCGGGCCGGCGGUGGACCUGGCUUUGGAUAAGGUCAAUGAGAAGUUCCUGGCGCACCAUGGGGUUGAGUUGCAGAAGGUGCAAGGCAGCUACCCGUCCUGCUCUGGCGCAUUAGCUCCGGGAAUAGCAGCGGACAUGCACUUCAACGACCACGUUAUUGCAUUCAUCGGACCGGCGUGUGCGUUCGCUCUAGAGCCCGUGGCGAGACUCGCGGCGUAUUGGAAUACCCCUAUCAUUACAGGAAUGGGGGACCAGCCACCUUCAGAGGGCGAGCUGGCGGCGCCGGUCGGGGUGCUGAGCCGCAUGCAUCGUCUCAGAAACUUGAAGACGGGAACCAAGCCUCAAACCCUAUUCAACGACAAGGGCAAAUAUCCAACCCUUACCCGGAUGUCAUAUUGCCAGUGCCGCCUGCCUCGCGUCUUCACCAGCGUGUUCGACCGCUUCGGCUGGACGCACGUUGCAUUGCUGCUCGACAAGUCUGAUCUGUUCUCAUUGACUGUGGGUAAAAGCCUGGAAUGGGGUCUUCGCAAGGAGGGCGUGCUGAAGGCGGUUCGGGAGCUGGAUGGCAACGAGCAGGAGCGCCAGCGGGAGCUCUGCGAAGCCCUACUGCGGGAUGUCAGCAUGUACGCGAGAGUGGUGAUCCUGAGCGUGCGCGGGCCUCUGGUGCGCGAGUUCUUGCUCGCUGCGCACGCGCUGGGCAUGACACGGGGCGACUGGGCAUUCCUCGACGUGGAGAUAUUCCAGGGUGGCUACUGGGAUGAAACUGGCUGGGCAGCGGGAGACGACCGUGACGCAGCCGCGCGGGCCGCCUACGAAGCAUUACUACGAGUGUCAUUGAAGUUACCGACAGGCGACCGGUUCGACGAGUUCGCGGAUGCCGUCAGGGCGAGGGCCAGAAUGCACUAUAACUACAGCUUUUCGGACGGGGAGGAGGUGAACUUCUUCAUUGGAGCGUUCUACGACGGAGUGUACCUUCUUGGCAUGGCGCUGAACGAGACCUUGACCGAGGGCGGAGAUAUCCGGGACGGACAGAACAUCACCAACCGCAUGUGGGGCCGGGACUUUCUUGGUAUAACGGGCCACGUGCGAAUCGACGCGGUGGGAGACCGCGAUGCUGACUACGCCAUCUUGGAUUUGGAUCCUGUCACUGGGAAGUUUGAGGUGGUGGCGUUCUACUACGGCCUGAACAGCAGCUACAAGCCAGUGGCGGGCAAAGCCAUCCACUGGCCAGGUGGGCGCCGGGCUGCCCCGGCGGACACCCCUCGCUGCGGGUUCUUAGGGACUGACCCUAUGUGUCAAGGAGAGACACAAACAGUGAUCAUUUACUGCUUUGUCGGACUCGCCGUGUUCUUGAUACUGGCAGUCACUGCUGCGUGUGUUGCCUACAAACAGGCCCGUAUCGACGCUGAACUAAACAAUAUGGCGUGGCGUGUUCGACCUGAGGAGGUGCUGGUCGAAGUGGGCACCGGCUUGGGGUCCAGCCCAGCGCUGCACAGCGUCAAUGAGGUGCUCAAGGAGGUGCUGGUCGAAGUGGGCACCGGCUUGGGGUCCAGCCCAGCGCUGCACAGCGUCAAUGAGGUGCUCAAGGCCGGUAUGGACGCUGUACUGAACAACAUGGCGUGGCGUGUUCGACCCGAGGAGGUGCUGGUCGAAGUGGGCACCGGCUUGGGGACUAGCCCAGCGCUGCACAGCGUCAAUGAGGUGCUCAAGGCCGGUAUGGACGCUGUACUGAACAACAUGGCGUGGCGUGUUCGACCCGAGGAGGUGCUGGUCGAAGUGGGCACCGGCUUGGGGACCAGCCCAGCGCUGCACAGCGUCAAUGAGGUGCUCAAGCUUUCCCUAGGCUGGAGUACCCGCGGAGCAGUAGGAACGCCUGCCUUCACUCUGUCUGCGUUCACCGUGGGCCUGUACAAGGGCAACAGAGUCGCCGUCAAGAAGAUCCACAGGAAGAAGCUAGACCUCAACAAAAAGCUUAUGUGGGAGAUCAAACAGGCGAGGAACGUGUCGCAUGAGAACACGGCUCGCUUCAUCGGCGCGUGCGUCGACUGCCCGCUCGUGUUCGUACUGACAGAGUACUGCCCGAAGGGAUCCCUGAAAGAUGUCCUCUCCAACGAAGAAAUACAGCUGGACUGGAACUUUAGGACCUCGCUGGUUCAUGAUAUUGUUCAGGGCAUGUGCUAUCUCCACGGCGGUCUGGGCGCGCACGGCAAGCUCCGCUCCUCCAACUGUCUCAUCGAUGGACGCUUCGUGUUGAAGAUAUCCGACUACGGCCCCAACACGCUCUGCAUACCUACUGAUCUUAUCAAGGACGACACUUAUUAUUAUAAACUGCUUUGGACGGCUCCGGAGCUGGUCGCCGCAAGCGUUUACCCUGGAGCUGCAGCAUCUCUGAAGGGUGAUGUCUACAGCUUCGGUAUCAUCCUAGAGGAAAUCGUGCUACGCGCUGGCCCGUUCCACCAUUACACCACCGCUAUGACCAACAGAGAGAUAGUCUCGCGCGUAUGCGGGCGCGAGUCCCCUCCGUUCCGGCCUAUGGUCAUAGCCAACGAGGCGGGAGCGGGCCCUGGCGCAAACACUGCGUCAGAUUUGAUGGACUUGGCUGCGAGUUGCUGGGCCGAGGCGCCCGACGACAGGCCCACGUUUGAUUUCAUAAAUGCUAAUCAUAUCAAAAACGUAGGUGUUACGACUAAAACCGCUUUUAUUAGGGGCUACUGUGACAACCUGAUGGAUGACCUGCUGAGCCGAAUGGAGCAGUACGCCAACAACUUGGAGUCGCUCGUGGAAGAGAAGACGGAACAGUUGUCGUUGGAGAAACGGCGCUCCGAGGAAUUGCUGUACCAAGUAUUACCAAGGCCAGUGGCUCAGCAACUGAUGGCUGGCGAGGUGGUUCAGCCGGAGAGCUUCGAGUGCGUAACGGUCUACUUCAGCGACAUAGUCGGCUUCACCGAGCUGUGCGCUGCCUCCACCCCGAUGCAGGUGGUGGAUCUGCUCAACGAUCUGUACAGCACUUUCGACAGGAUCAUAUGCUUUUAUGACGUUUAUAAGGUGGAGACAAUAGGCGACGCGUACAUGGUGGUGUCCGGUCUGCCGGAACGCAAUGGCGACCAGCACGCCCGAGAAAUCUGUUUGAUGGCGCUUGCUAUAGUCGAGGCUGUCCGCGGAUUCGUUGUUCGACAUCGGCCUGCUCAUCGACUAGAGGUUCGGGUAGGCGUUCACUCCGGGCCUGUGUGCGCGGGAGUGGUGGGGGUGAAGAUGCCCCACUACUGUCUGUUCGGAGACACCGUCAACACGGCUAGCCGGAUGGAAUCCACUGGACAACCCCUGCGCAUCCACCUAAGUGAAAGCACACGCGCGCUGCUCGAUCAAUGGGGCACGUUUGUCGUCGAGCGUCGAGGCGAAGUAGAACUAAAAGGGCGAGGCCGAAUGCUAACCCAUUGGCUGCUGCAUUGCUCGGAACCAGAGGCCAGGCCGCUGGCCGCGGGGCCGCAGCCCCCACCGCAGUACCCAAUACUGUUCCCGGCGCUGCCGCAACCGACUAUAGCGCAGCAUAUCCCGUAUUUGGUGGUCGAUCCGCCGACGCUAGCCGCUUGAAGCGCUUGUACCGGUAACGUUCCUAAUGU